This is a messenger RNA of Cladophialophora bantiana CBS 173.52, 585 nucleotides long. RefSeq lists its product as uncharacterized. The transcript has 3 exons. Lineage: Eukaryota; Fungi; Ascomycota; Eurotiomycetes; Chaetothyriales; Herpotrichiellaceae. Bases 1 to 585 code for a protein of 194 amino acids. The record is from RefSeq and is a predicted model, not a curated record.
AUGGCUGACUUGAGGAAAUUCGUCCGGUUCGUUUUGAAACGGAAUUCAAAGCCUCAACACCGGGAAGUGCGCCUCGAAGCACCCCCAGACAACACCCAAUGUUUUCAUAAGACAGUCUUCGCCGAAUACAACGCCGAGAGGUCCAAAUUUGAGAUCCAGCAGCUGAGGAAUCUCUUCAGAUGGCCCGCUUAUGCAAAAAGCAACUUUACCCUCGUUGGAGGGAAACUGCUCCUGGAGCUCACUUCAACGUGGUCGAAGGUCGAGAGUGCCGCAAAGGAAGCAGGCAGCACUCCCGCAAAGGAGCUCGACUGGAAUAGUAAAUUGGAUCGCAAAUUAUCUCGCGCUAUGGACGUCGAAAUAGAGCUUGUUGAGGCUGAGGAUGAGAGCAGCUUCCUGACGUUCUCGGCGCCUUCCCUUCGGGCCUACUAUCGAGACUCUCCGGGAAAGGAGCGAGUCAAUGCUCAUGUCUUGAUGUUCAAGAUGAUCAGCAGCAUUCUCACCAUAGAAGGAGAAAACCCCCAACAUCAAUGCGAAGAAAGAACUAAUUUCGUUGGCGUCACAGUCCCGGUCCGAUUAUUUGGAUGA